AUGGCGGGCGGGCGGCAGAGCUGCGAGUAUCCCAACAAACCUCCGGAAAUCUCGAUCAGGAACCCGAGGGGGCUGUCGGAUGAGCAAAUUCAAAAGAUUUCCCAGACCCUCAGAAGUGUUGCUGAAGCCAGGCUGGGGACCGAGGUGCUCUAUGAACUGAUCGAGAAGGGGAAGGAGAUUCUCACUGACAACAACAUUCCUCAUGGCCAGUGUGUGAUCUGUCUUUAUGGGUUCCAGGAGAGAGAAGCCUUCACAAAGACCCAGUGCUACCACUACUUCCACUCCCACUGCCUGGCCCGCUAUGCCCAGCACAUGGAGGAGGAGAUCCUUAUGCAGCAGGAAGAGAGAGAGCAGCACCUGGUACCUUCCUCCAAACAGGAGGUCGGCGUGCAGUGCCCCGUCUGCCGGGAGACCCUGGUCUACGAUCUCUGCGCUCUGAAGGCCGCGCCGCCCCCACAGCACCCGCUGGAGCCGUACAGGCCGGACGCCAAGACGCUGCAGCACCAGGAAGAACUGCGCUUAAUUUUCAAGAGACAGCAAGAGAAAGGGGGCAUCAUUGACCCUGAAGCAGAGAGGAACCGUUACUUCAUCAGCCUCCAGGCGCCUCCAGCUGCUGUGGAUCCAGGCCAAGCAGCCGCUACCUCUGAGCCGCCGGUGAGUGCGAGCGCUGUGGACCGGGUAGAAGAAGCCUAUCAUCUGCUCCACGGCGCCCGGGGGCCCAGGGGCUUCAGCCGGAGACCGGAGCGGAGACCUGGUGGGAGGCACAGCCAGGAGUUUCCAAAGCCUCACAGCAGAAGCAGGGCUGCUGCCUUGGCUGAAAGAAAGGAGUUGUGGCCUGAAGACCCCUCACCAGUAACCGAGGCCGUGGACUUGAAGGAGGAGCACCAUGAUGUGGAGAGAUGGACCCCGGAGGAGGGGGCCAAAGCCCAGGGCAGGGAGAAGGAGAACCUGGCGUUCAACCGCAGCAACCACAGAGCAGCUCCCAGCUGGCAGGGCCACCACAGGCCCUGGGAUUGCGGGAGGUGGGAGAGGUCCAGAGUCCAGGAGCGUGGUUCCUACCCCAGAGCACCAAGGGGGCGAGGGGUGUUCAGGCCCAGUGGACGACGAGAAGCCCAUGUCCUUGAGAAGGAGAGUGGUUCCUAG
Opisthocomus hoazin is the source of this 1143-nucleotide messenger RNA. The record is from RefSeq and is a predicted model, not a curated record. NCBI's taxonomy places the organism in Eukaryota, Metazoa, Chordata, Aves, Opisthocomiformes, Opisthocomidae.